Suillus fuscotomentosus is the source of this 288-nucleotide messenger RNA. RefSeq lists its product as uncharacterized. The record is from RefSeq and is a predicted model, not a curated record. The transcript is spliced from 2 exons. Lineage: Eukaryota; Fungi; Basidiomycota; Agaricomycetes; Boletales; Suillaceae. The coding region runs from base 1 to 288 and encodes 95 amino acids.
AUGGACAAGACGGUUGUUGGCGUAAAACGUGAUGAGAAACGUGAGGUUGAGCUGUUUGGCGAGCCACGAGAUCAAGGCUUCGUGAAGGGUGGACGUGAUCUGGACUUGGAGCGCGUCUUCAAAGUGGCUGAAUCUGCGAACCGCAUCGAGAGGUGGAGAGUCGGGGAAGCAACCAGUGACCAAGGUGGGUUUUCCCCGCGAUCCGCUUCAUCUGCACCAUCCAUUCCGCCUCUGACAUGCGCAGACGCUGCUCGGCGCGAUCUCCAAUUUGGUGUUUUAGUUCAGUGA